CGCCGAAAUUGGAUAUAAGGGAUACAAAGUGUGGUCAAUCAGCAUGAAACACUGACGAGAAAGUGAAAGAAAAGACUGGUCACAGACAAUGCCAACACUCACGAUGAUACUGUGGUUGUAAGGCAAACAUGAAAAUAUGUGUCGUGGUGACUAUAGUUGGAACUGUCUUGGUUGUCAUGACAUCCCUGGGGAUGACUGUGAUACCGCCUGCACAUCGCCGGAAGACCGUGUAUCAACACAUACAAUACUGGAAUAGACUGCGAAAGUUCGCCUCCUUGAUAAAGACGUACAACCUAUCUCAUCACUUCGAGAGACCCGGAAUCACGGUGUUCGUACCCGUGUCCUCCUCCAACGAUGUCUUCCUUACCGAGGCCGCCUGGUUUGGUUACAACACAAGUGAUCGUGCAACCGUGGAAAGCAUACUUGUAUAUCACAUAGCGGAAUCGGUGACGACUGUAGCUGAUAUGUCCUCACGGAAAUCCGUGAUGACUUCUCUAGAAGGACAGAGGCGGCUCUUCUUUGGAAGUUACAACUACGGAGACUCUAUUGAUAUAGGUGCACACUCGUACAUGUCCUAUGAUAUAGGUACACGCUCGAAUAUGUCUAUUGAUAUAGGUACACACUCGUACCUGUCCUAUGAUAUAGGUAAACACUCGUACAUGUCCUAUGAUAAAGGUUCACACUCGUACAUGUCUUAUGAUAUAGGCGCACACUCGUACAUGUCCUAUAAUAUAGGUACACACUCGUACAGGUCCUAUGAUAUAGGUACACACUCGUACCUGUCCUAUGGUACACUCUCGUACAUGUCUCAUGAUACGGGUACACACUCGUACACGUCUCAUGAUAUAGGUACAGACUCGUACAUGUCCUGUGAUAAAGGUACACACUCGUACCUGUCCUAUGAUAUAGGUACACACUCAUACAUGUCCUGUGAUAAAAGUACACACUCGUACCUGUCUUAUGAUAUAGGUACAAACUCGUACCUGUCCUAUGAUAUAGAUACAUACUCGUACAGGUCCUAUGAUAAAGGUGCACACUCGUACAUGUCUAAUGAUACCAGUACACACCCGUACAUGUUUCAUGAUAUAGUACACACUCGUACAUUUCCCAUGAUACAGGUACACACCGUCAACGGAGCCUGGAUUCUGACGGCAGACAUUCAGGCGAGCAACGGAAUAGUUCACCUGGUGGACAGGUUCCUGAUACCAAUACAGUCAAACAAGACGGUCGCAGAUUAUCUGGAACAUCCGGACAUACAGAGGUUUUCAUUUCAAUCAAUUAGGUUGGCAUCUAUCAUAGACUUGCAACUGAAGUCUGCAACGAACUCUUCAACGAAUCGCUUCACCGUGUUUGCUCCUAAUGAUUCCGACAUCAACAUAAUGCCGGACUUUGGCAAGGACAUUUUGUUUAAUGAUACGGCUUUGCUGAAAUCGGUAUUUUGGGCCCACACGAUCGAGGACGAAACGGUGUAUAUCCCCAGGAUGGGAACUAUUCCCAACUACCCAGCAAAGGCGGGCAUACUGAAGUUUUACCGCGUUGGAUCCGAUGUGUACCUGUCGAACAAUAAGGUUCGAGCCCGUGUUGUGCAGCCGAACAUCCCGGUACAGAACGGGGUCAUCCACGUUAUUGACGACCUGCUUUUCUUUGUGUACAGAAACUUGCGGCAGACGAUCGAACAUCAACAAAAAAUAAGUUUUAUACAAGGCAAUCUUCACAGUCUGGACGCGGAAAUCGUGACCAAACUCACGGAUAAAACACGCAAUAUGACGCUGUUCCUGCCAACAGACGACGCCUUUGCAAAGCUGCCACAAAAUAAACAAUAUUCAAUAGACAAUAAUGGGACUCACGUUUCUCGGUUAUUCCGGGACCACCUUAUUAUGUAUGCAGAGCGGGACAUCGAUUCUUUCCAAGACGGGGACACAUUCACGACCGCAGACGGCGCAAUACUGACCGUGAAGAAGAUUCAAAAUGUCGUGUACGUGGAAGGCGGUGGUGUCCGUGCCAAGGUGACCGAGCCGGAUAUCGGUUGCACCAACGGCGUCAUACAUCUCGUCAACAGUGUUCUCUUCCAGCGUGACUUCACCAUCUGGGACGCAAUAAUGGGAAACAACCAGCUGAGCAAUAUGAAGCAAUUGAUUAGCAAGAACCAGGACCUAAUGGCGACAUUGAAUGCUACAAGAAAUGGACCCAUGACGGUGUUCCUGAUAAGCGACGCUGCCUUGAACAAUCUCCCUAGCGACACGUUCAAACAUUUUACGGCCAACUACAAUUUGAUACUCGAAGCGCUGCAUGGAUCAAUUGUACCCGGGGUUAUUCUGAGCUCCACCCAAAUAACGGGCGAGGUGGAGGUCCCUACGUUAACGGGCAAAACUAUCACACUGCAUCAAACCGAGACAGGUUUGUACAUAUUCGGAAGUCGGAUUCGCGCUACUGUAGUCAUCGAGGACAUCUGGUGUUCUAACGGCGUCUUACAUAUCACAGAUAACCUCCUGCACCUUCCGACCAGAAACAUUGUGGACGAAAUGGCGGUGCAACCCGGUCUUGGGGUUAUGGCUGGAAUUCUCGAUGCCAUUCCGUCUCUGAAACAAAUCCUGAAUGACACGAGUAAAACGUUCACCAUGUUUGUUCCCAGUGACGACGCGUUCACACUGCUACCCACCCAUCGGGCUCAGAAGCUGCAAGACCCCAUCUUACUGCAACAUAUCGUUCGCUCACAUGUUAUUUUCGGCUCUUCAUUCUUCAUGGAGCAGUUCCGUGAUUACUCGAAAUUUUCAUCCCUGACAGGCGACCCGCUAUUUGUUCUACGUGAACAGGAGAAAGUGUUCGCGGUCAGUAGCAAUGUCCGUGGGAGCGUUAUCAGGUCCGACAUCCGCUGCAGUAACGGGAUCAUCCACGUGUUGGACACGCUGUUGCAGUUCCCCUUCUGGACCGUCGCCGAAACCAUUGAGAAAACCAACAACCUAUUGCCUUUUCACGACAUGAUAAUGAACGUGGAUGACCUCUACACUUGGUCGAACUCGCACGACACGAAUCUCACUCUGCUGAUACCCAGUGCCAAGUUUAUAGCAAGCCUCUCAAACUUCCAUCGAAGUUACAUAAGCGCGGAACCAUACAUGGAUAGACAGUUAUUCAACAGCCACGCACUGCCAUCUAUCACGUUAAAUCAAGCGUACAUGGACGCUAUGUUUAGUGGCAGUCGAAAGUUCUACACAGAGAAUCGCUACAAUACGACCUUCACCUUUGUAAAUAUGGACCCUAGCAAUAGAUCGGAAAUGACUUCGGUUGAUAUUGGCUACACGAAUCUCAGACGGUCUUUCGACAUGGUGCGUGACGGCAUCGCGUGCAGUAACGGCAUUAUGUACGUCAUCGACGGCUUCCUGAACUUCCCGCUGAAUGACGCUCACUUUGAGUUGACGCAUCAACCUGAUAUUAGUCUUGGAAGCGAUCAGCUGCUGAAGCUCAUACCGAGCGACUCCGGUAUUGAUCUGACGUCCUUGAAGACCAUGUACACGGUGUUCGUUCCCAUGGACUCCUCGCUGGACCCACAGCAUCUCAGUAGGCUGGACCUGGAGUACAUAAACACGAACCUCACUAAGGAGGCGAAGAUGGCUAUCGUUCGCCGCCAUAUCGUCCCCAACCAAAAGGUGGAUUACGACAGCAUCAUUGGCGGCUCAUUCAGCUCUUACGCAAGCAGCAGACAUAUCACAGUGAUAGCAAGAACUGACGGGUUUUAUCUCCGAUGGGAGGACAUCGAAGCCAAGAUCAUCAAACCAAACAUUUUAGCCAUUAACGCAAUAAUACACGUGGUGGAUCGGUUCCUCAUGACGUCACCGUACCAGACCACCACACUUCCGCCACCGACGUCGACGACUACUCAACAACCUGUAUCAUCCGGUCAUAAUAUCCAUGGCUCAGUUCACGCCCAUUAUGCCUCAUUAAAUAUUCAUUUUGCGUAUUUCAUUUGUCUCGUGUGUUCACAGGUUGUCACAUAUUUGAAUGUCUGUAGAUGAUGCAGGUGAAAGACUUUAUGAUUAUUUUCGUUUUUUUCUUCGAAAUACGUUGUGUUCGGAUUGUGUUGUAAUACGCUUAUUGUUUAAUAUACAUGUUUUCAAUUACUUAAUUAUGAGUAAUGCAUGAGCACCAUAAUUCAUGUAUUGUUUUCAGAUUAUUUUGUGAUUUGACAUGUUUAACUGUUGUAACGAUUUUAGUUAUAUAAUGUUAUACUAUUAAACGAUUUCCGGA
Dreissena polymorpha is the source of this 4242-nucleotide messenger RNA. RefSeq lists its product as uncharacterized. The record is from RefSeq and is a predicted model, not a curated record. Gene Ontology annotation, biological process: cell adhesion; extracellular matrix organization. NCBI's taxonomy places the organism in Eukaryota, Metazoa, Mollusca, Bivalvia, Myida, Dreissenidae. Gene Ontology annotation, molecular function: cell adhesion molecule binding. The transcript is spliced from 26 exons. Bases 129 to 4010 code for a protein of 1293 amino acids. Gene Ontology annotation, cellular component: extracellular matrix.